Rangifer tarandus platyrhynchus (Svalbard reindeer) is the source of this 888-nucleotide messenger RNA. The record is from the annotation of a GenBank genome assembly. Lineage: Eukaryota; Metazoa; Chordata; Mammalia; Artiodactyla; Cervidae.
AUGAGUCAAAAGUCAGCAAGGAAGGCAGGAGUGGCCCCUGCCACAAACCUGACACUGCUCACAGAGCUGAAUGAGGGGCUCAGCAACCAUCCCCUCUGGCUGAGAGGGCCGGACCGAGGGCUUGCCACGUGGGCAGGGGGAGUGGUGGGGAGCCGAGUCUCUGGUGGUGGGAACGGGGAAGCAGAGUUGGGGGUCUUCUGGAAGAAUUGGCUUUGGAGCCGAAGCUACCUGGAGCUGGGGUUGAAGGGGAAAGAUGUUGAGCGGUUGAGAGAAGAGGGAGGUGAUCUGGGGCACAGUCACGAGGCUGUGCUCCGCAAAAAGGGGCAAAGGGGCUCCAAGCCGGACAUCUGGACGGCGAUCGCCGGAGACGGGCUAAAAGGACUGGGUCCUCGGCUCGCCCUCCCGCCCGUCCUUCCCCGAAGGCUGCGUCGGGAGUUUGGGAAGGAUGGCAGGGUUCUCCGGGCGCCUCCGGAGUCCGCGUCCCUGCAGGCCCCUCGCCGCGAACCCCGCCGCGCCCCCGCCACGCCCGCGCCGCGCUCACCCCAAGUCGCCGCCGCCCUGCUCUGCCGCCGGUCCGCCGCUGCCCCAGCCGCCGCCGCUGUGGACGCCUCUCCCGCGGCCGCCGCAGCCUGCGAGCCGGCCCCGAGCCCCGCCCCAGCCCCGCCCCGGCCCCGCCCCAGCCCCGCCCCGGCCCCGCCGCGGCCCCGCCCCCAGCCCCCGCCCGCUGCGGCCGCCCGGCCCAGGCCCCCGGGGAGCCCCACCCCCGCCGUCAUCCGGCAGGGUCCCCUUCCCAGACCCAUGGCAAAGCAGCUCCGGAAAACCAAGGAAGAGUCUCAGGUGAGACCUUAUAAGGCAAAGAAAGAGGGAGAAAUGGGCACCCCAAAAUAG